AUGUUUGAUGUGUGGAGUGCUGUGCAAUGGUGGGACGAGUGGCAGCUGCGCAUCCUCGUCCUUGGUAGCCUGUGCCUUCAGUGGUUCCUCCUGUUGGCUGCCCCCAUGCGCAAGUACACCAUUCCGUAUUGGUUCAGAAAAUGCAUCUGGCUGGCAUACAUCAGCAGUGAUGCUCUGGCCAUCUACGCGCUCGCCACCCUCUUCAAUCGCCACUCCAAGGCGACCACUAGCAGCGACUAUGGUGUUAGUUGCACUAGGAGCAAGGCGAGUAUCCUGGAGAUCCUAUGGGCUCCUGUCCUUCUCAUCCACCUGGGUGGCCAGGAGGAACUGACCGCCUACAGCAUCGAAGACAACGAGCUGUGGAUUCGGCACACCGUGACCCUGGUGUCCCAGGUCACGGUUGCCCUGUACGCCUUCUACAAGUCGUGGCCCAGCUCCAGCGACUGGAGGCUACUGGCGUCGGCGAUUCUGCUCUUCAUCAUUGGGGUCCUCAGCUUCUGCGAGAAGCCAUGGGCUCUCAAUAAAGCUAGCAUCAACAGACUGGCGGCCGUGUCGGCCGUGGUACAAGGAACAAAGAAGCGUGCAAUAUGGCGGUCGAAGUUGAACGAGUUCUUCUUCUUCGACGAGGCCAUCUCCUUCACCAAGUCAGGUGACUCAGACGGAGACAAAGUCUAUAUGGUAGUCUCGGACAUGUCGCUGUCAGCUGCUGCUGAUGACCUGGUGAGACGACGCAAAGCUACGAGCGUGUGGGAUGUUCUGCGGCCUAUUCCAUUGAGACCGCGGGCCUUGCAGCGCUGGCUGCGUGGCGCGUUUGGGGUCAUCUACACCAGAGCUAAUGUGGUCUUCACCCCUACAUACUUGGCGUACCAUGUGCUGGUGGUCCCGGUCCUGCACAUCGCCGCCCUCACGCUCUUCGCGAUGAGCCACAAGCACCCGUACAACUACACCGACGUCAAGACGACGUACGUCCUCCUGAGCUUCACCGCCGCUCUGGAUGUCCUCGCGGUGUUCAUCCGGCAGCUGUUGUACCUGGGCAUGUCCAAGGCAGGCGUUCCGGCCUUGUGCGAGACGGUGCCCGGGUACAACCUCAUCGACGCCGUUCUCCGGAGAAGCCAGAAGGACAUCGGGUGGCUGGUCAAGUGCGCCACGCGCAUGGGCUUCAAGGAAGAGUAUUUUGUUUUCAAGGGGGAUGAUAAUUAUAAGCUGUAUAGAAAAGUUUCGGGGUCGGUUCUCGCAGAAGCGGUGAAAACAUAUGGCCGCGACCUUGCCAGUUACAGGUUCUUCGAGGAGGAAUAUGCACCGAUGUUCAGUAUCCCGAAGGAAAAAGAGCCAGAGCCAGAGCCAGCACCAGCACCAUGUCCAAGUCAGCAGCAGCCGCAACAUGCUGUUGAGGCAUCUAGCCCCGACCACACGGAGACAAGUAUAACGCGGAGCAGCCCGGAUCACAACGACACGGUGAUGCUGCCACGGAGCCCGCCGUGGUCAUCCGACACGAGCUUCGGGACAAACUGGAUUCUAAGAAAGGAGCUGCAAAAGGACUGCAGCCCCGAGAUACGGAAAAGCCUGUGCCGGUCAUUCGACAGGAGCGUUCUCCUUUGGCACAUCGCCACCGACAUCUGCUUCCGCAUGCAAGAUUAUCGGCCGCAUGAUCCUCCUAGUCCUGGAGGGUGGUGGUGUACGGGCAGUUCUUCAGAGACAGAAGAUGGGGACCCUCUGUCGCUUCGUAAGGAGUGCACACAGGCCAUAUCCAACUACAUGGCCCACCUUCUCAUCUUCCACCCCGAGAUGCUGAUGACCGGCAGCAGGCAGCAUCUGGUCACCGAAGCCAUGAAUGAAAUGGAGCACUUCUUGGAGGGGGAUAAGAACAGGCCCAGCCGACGACUGCGCAGGCCCAGACGAGAUGACCUAAAGAAGAUGAUAGAUAAAACAACCAACGAGCAGGAUGGUCAUCAUGAUAAGGAUUUUCAUAUCGUCGAAGCAUGCAAGAUCGCAAAGGAGCUGUUGGCUCUGACGGAGGAGACGCGCUGGGCGGUGAUGUACUACGUGUGGGUGGGCAUGCUCUGCUACUCCGCCAGCAUGUGCAGGGGCUACCUGCACGCCAAGAGCCUGGGCGAAGGCGGUGAGUUCCUCUCCUUCGUCUGGCUCGUGCUCUCGCUCAAGGGGGCCAAGACCUUGGCCGACAAGCUCCAGAUGCCGGACCCAGCAGAUCAGAAAGCCAAAGAAGAAUCUCCACCAGAAGCUAGUUCAUCGACCCCCAAGCCCAAGAAAAAACUAGUGGACCCUCGACGACGUGGUUGAUUGAUUUACCUGUUUAUUUGUUUGUUUGUUUUCUACUACGUACAGUAGCUCGCUUGAAUUGCUUGCUGCUCUGGUACGUACGUGCGUCUGCUACCAGCUGCUGUUUGCUUGUUUGUUUGUCGCCGCUGCAUGCAUGCGCUUGCUAGCUGCGUGUUGCUUGCUUGAUCGAUCGAUCUGGUGUACUCCCGCCGGUUUGUUUGUCGUCGUCCCAGCUGCUUCUGAUUGAGUGUAUGUGUUCGUUGCUACAAUUAUUGGCCUAUAUCAUUUAUA
Phragmites australis (common reed) is the source of this 2568-nucleotide messenger RNA. RefSeq lists its product as uncharacterized. NCBI's taxonomy places the organism in Eukaryota, Viridiplantae, Streptophyta, Magnoliopsida, Poales, Poaceae. The coding region runs from base 1 to 2298 and encodes 765 amino acids. The record is from RefSeq and is a predicted model, not a curated record. The transcript has 2 exons.